AUGACAAGGCUCAUCGCUGCGUUGUUUCUUUACUUUCUCCCGAUAUGUUUUGCUGCUAACAAGUGCUACUAUCCCAAUGGUAUCGAGGCCAAUGAUUUUCCUUGCGACCCAGAUGCGAAGAACAGCGUCUGCUGUGGGGGAGGCUUAGGCACCGUAUGUCUGUCCAACAAGUUGUGCAUUGGAGCAGAUGGAAACACUUUGAGAGGCUCGUGUACAGAUAAGAACUGGGCGUCGCCCGAGUGUGCUAUGUAUUGUCUGGGUGCGGAUAGAGGAGGGACGGACUUGAUCUCGUGCUCAAACGUCACGGGUAGCGAUACAUCAUUUUGUUGCGAUCACAACCCAGGCUGUUGCAAUAGUGGUGUCGGGAGAUUCGCUGUCCUCCCAUCUAAUCCAAAAGUAUGGGCGACAUGGGAUCGAAGAGCAACCAAGUAUACCGUCGUAGGGACGGUGUUCAUCGACGAAGCCACCUCAACACCUGCGCCGGCUACUUCAGACGCGUCGUCUUUGGUCACAUCUGCAUCAACAUAUGUCACUACGACCAGCGAGGCAUCUGCAUCAAGUUCUGCGUCCAAUACGCCAGCAUCGGCCGAUGAGCCUGCAGGAAUAUCCACCAGUGCGAAAGCAGGAAUUGGUGCUGGUGUCGGUGUCGGGGCAGUGCUGGCUAUGACAGUCGUAUAUCUUCUGUGGAGGAUACGCAAGAAUAAGGCUACCGAGAGGGAGAAGCAAUUGCCACCCACAUACUAUGGACCAGGCACCGAUGCAUCUUGGCAACAACAUCAUUAUGCGCUUGGCGUGAAGGAGCUCCAGCCUCAACCGCCACAGGAACUUCACGGACAGGCGUUACAAGGUUACAACGUAAGGGCAGAAUUACCAGCACAUAAUUAA
Messenger RNA from Fusarium poae, 885 nucleotides. RefSeq lists its product as uncharacterized. Bases 1 to 885 code for a protein of 294 amino acids. The record is from RefSeq and is a predicted model, not a curated record. NCBI's taxonomy places the organism in Eukaryota, Fungi, Ascomycota, Sordariomycetes, Hypocreales, Nectriaceae. The transcript has 2 exons.